UUAAUUAGUUUCUACAGUGACCAAAUCAGUUACAGCUUUUCACUCCAAAAUUCCACCCUUUUCCCACACAAUAAUUUUGAAAAAUUCUAGUACUAUAAUAUAAUAUUAUAUCACUGCUUCUCUCUGUCGGCCAUUAAAAAUUGUGUUCAUCCCUGUAGUGAGAUGGAUACCGCGCAAUUACAAUCUUGACUUUUGUUUUGUAGUUUGUUUUUUCGGAGAAUCCGACAGUUUUAACUGAAUCGUUUUUUACGAGUAGUUGAUUUUAUCCAGCUAAGCCGACGUUGUUGGAGUGAAAUUCGAAUGAUUUUGAAAUCCUAGUCCUUCGAGAAUAAUCACUUCCCGUUUUAUAAAAAAAUCCCUUUAUAUAGCGAAAAAAAGAUCAAAACUUUGGCCGACGCCAGCCCACAAAGCCGUUAUGUUGUGAUAUGUAUAUAAAAACAAGGAUCGCUGCCUGCAUCUGAGAGAGAGAGGAAAACAGACUUUUUAUUUUUUUAUUUUUUUAUUUAUUUUCAAAUAGAAACAGAAGUUGAUAGAGCAUCUGUUGAAGAUCGGCCAAAAGUCUCCCAGUUCUCACAAUUUCAAAGACAUUCUAAGGGUGGCGCGGUAUUCAGGUGAGUUGGUCUUUUAAAUUCUUUUUUUUUCUCUCUUGUGUAGAAUUCUUCGUCAAGAUAUUUGGGAUUGCUUGUUUGGGAUUAGAUCUCUCAAUAUGGGUCUUGAUUUUUAAAGGCCAAUUCAAUAUUAUUGUGUUUUACUUGAUGUUUUUCUUUUUCUUUUUUCCCCCUUCCUUUUGACGUGAUCAAGAAUCGAGAUUAUUGGGAGCUUUAUUUCUUGAAUUUCGUUAUUUAUGAGGUGAAUUGAAUUCCUCAGUAAAUAAAGUUCCAUUUUGGGGUAGGGCUGUUUUCGUUCUCUCGGUUUACAGCUGUUCUGUGAUCUGCAGCAAGCUGGAUUGAUGUGCAAUGCAGAGGUCACGGAAAGCUCUUCUACAAAGAAGAGCUGUAAAGGAGGCGAUUUGUGGUAGAAGUCGCUUGUAUAAGGUCUCUCUUUCUGUUGUUGUCGUUCUCUGGGGCCUUGUCUUCCUCUUAAAUUCAUGGAUCGGCCAUGGCGAUGGUCAAGCAGAAAGAUCAGAUGAGUAUUCUGUUAAUGCAACAAGCUGGGGUGAAGACGAAGUAUCUUUUGGCAGGGAUGUAAAUGAGAGAUCAUCUAUAGACGGACAUCCAUCAGAUGGAACUACUAGAUGGGAUGAAGACGAAGCGUCUCUUGACAGAGAUGUAAAUCGGAGACUAACAGAUGGAAAUACGCAUCCAUCAGAUGGAACUACACAUCCAUCAGAUGGAACUACAAGGUGGGGUGAAGGGGAAGUGUCUUUUGACAGGGAUGGAAAUCGGAGAGUAACUGUAGGCGGACACCCAUCAGCUGGAACUGUCUCUGACAAUGGUGAUAACAAUCAUAGUAAGAGUGAAUCACUUGUUGAAUUGGCGAAAGAAAAUUCUGAAUCGGCUGCCAAGGAAGCUGCUGCUGUAAGGAAAGAUUUGCCUGCGAAAGAAAAUUCUGAAUCGGCUGCCAAGGAAGCUGCCGUAAGGAAAGAUUUGCCUACAAAAGAAAAUUCUGAUUCGCAUGGAAAUAUGGAGAAGGACAAGUCUUUAACCGACGAGUUGUCUCGUGGAGUACAUAUAGGUCUUGAUGAAUUCAAGAAUAAAGCAUUUAGCUCCAAGACUAAAUAUGCAACUGGUAAACCUGGAAGCAUAAUGCACAGAUCGGAGCCUGGUGGAGAGGACUACAAUUAUGCUUCUGCUUCUAAAGGAGCAAAGGUCUUGUCUUUCAAUAAGGAAGCCAAGGGUGCUUCUAAUAUCUUGAACAGCGACAAAGACAAGUACCUUAGAAACCCUUGCUCUACCGAAGAGAAAUUUGUUGUUAUAGAGCUUUCUGAAGAAACGUUGGUGGACGCUAUUAAAAUAGCAAACUUUGAGCAUCACUCUUCUAAUUUGAAAGAUUUCGAAUUAUUAGGCAGUGCUGUUUACCCUACUGAUUCAUGGGUCAAGCUUGGAAAUUUUAGUGCUGUAAACAUGAAACACGCUCAAGACUUUGUUCUGCCAGAGCCAAAAUGGGCGAGAUACCUUAAACUGAACUUGUUAAGUCAUCAUGGUUCGGAGUUCUACUGCACACUAACGUUCAUCGAAGUGUACGGCGUUGAUGCUGUUGAGAAAAUGCUUGAGGAUCUGAUUUCAGCUCAAGAUAAGGUGCCCCUAUCUGGGGAAAUAUUAGAUGAUAAAAAGUCAGGUUCGAGCCAGCACGUGAGCACUGAAGGUGUGGGUUAUGAAGAUCUAGUUGAAGAACCCGAUACUAUGAUCAGAACCCCUGAUGUGAAACGUGGAAGGCUGGAAAUUGAUGUGCCCGACCCAGUUGAAGAAAUCCGUCACAAACAAGUAAAUCGGAUGCCUGGGGAUACAGUUCUUAAAAUUCUAAUGAAAAAGGUUAGAUCUUUGGAUUUGAAUCUAGCAAUUCUUGAGCGGUACCUAGAGGAGUUAAGUACCAGAUAUGGAGACAUUUUCAAGGAAUUUGAUAGAGAUAUCGGACACAAGGACGUACUUCUAGAGAAGAUAAUAUCUGAUCUCCAAAGUCUAUCUAAAAGCCGAGAGGAUAUGAACGAGGAGAUCAGCGAGCUUUUGUCUUGGAAAUCUCUUGUUUCCGUGCAGCUGGAGAGUAUACUCAAAGAACAUGCCCUUCUCAGAUCGGAAGUGGAGACAGUUAGGAGGGAUCAGACACACAUGGAGAAUAAGGGGAUUUUGAUAUUUCUUGUUUGUGUAGUAUUUGGAUUUUUGGCAAUUGUGAGGUCAUUUGCGGAUAUGGCGGUACAGAACAUGAAUGUGAAUAGUUGGAGUGAUUGUAUUUCCAGGAAAUUUUGUUCAGAGAAGUCAUCCUGGUUUUACUUGUUGCUCAGCUGUAGUAUUACUAUAAUUAUUCUCUCAUUAUAGAGAUUUUUUUCAUCAAAAUUUUGUUUCACACUUUAUAUGAAAUUUACCCUUUGCUGCU
Salvia miltiorrhiza (redroot sage) is the source of this 3030-nucleotide messenger RNA. RefSeq names its product SUN domain-containing protein 4. Gene Ontology annotation, biological process: protein folding in endoplasmic reticulum. The record is from RefSeq and is a predicted model, not a curated record. The transcript is spliced from 6 exons. Bases 957 to 2972 code for a protein of 671 amino acids. Gene Ontology annotation, cellular component: cytoplasm; membrane. NCBI's taxonomy places the organism in Eukaryota, Viridiplantae, Streptophyta, Magnoliopsida, Lamiales, Lamiaceae.